GCCGCCAUCGUGCCAGCCCCACUGGUCUUGGUGAGGUGGGUGACUCUCCAGGAUGGGAGACAAGCCAAUUUGGGAGCAGAUUGGAUCAAGCUUUAUUCAUCAUUACUACCAGUUGUUUGAUAAUGACAGAACCCAACUAGGCACAAUUUACAUUGAUGCAUCAUGCCUUAUGUGGGAAGGACAGCAGUUCCAGGGGAAAGCUGCCAUUGUGGAGAAGUUGUCUAGCCUUCCCUUCCAGAAAAUCCAGCAUAGUAUCACGGCGCAGGACCAUCAGCCUACACCAGAUAGCUGUAUCAUCAGCAUGGUCGUAGGCCAGCUCAAGGCCGAUGAAGAUCCCAUCAUGGGUUUUCAACAGAUGUUUCUAUUAAAGAACAACGAUUCUUGAGUUUGCACCAAUGACAUGUUCAGGCUUGCCCUGCACAACUUCGGCUGACCUCUAUCUGGCCAGAUACUCCCGCUGUUUCUUCCUCCCUCCUCUUCCCAAUACUAUCUCACUCCUCCAGAUGUUCCAAAUAUCAUACACACACGAUCAGGGCCGAGGUGGGAGUGGGUGCAGUGCGAUUCUGUCACCACAGCGUUGUGCAUGAUGUUUGGAUGCUAGACUAGUUGCAUCUGACAGGAGAAGUUUGUGUUGUACCAGUGCAUGCCUUGGAAAGACUUAAGUAAUGCAAAAGAUUGUCGGUUUUUGUUUUUGUUUUGUUUUUUAAUCUACUGACAAGUUGCUCUAGUAACCCAAAGAAGUGAAGGAGAAAGCAGCUGCCUCACCGCCCAGAUAUUGAUUUGUUCAGAUGUUUCAAUGCCUCAUGAUACAAUAAAACCACAAAAUUUUUCUUAACAGUUUAAA
This is a messenger RNA of Phodopus roborovskii (desert hamster), 844 nucleotides long. Its product is annotated as nuclear transport factor 2-like. The record is from RefSeq and is a predicted model, not a curated record. Lineage: Eukaryota; Metazoa; Chordata; Mammalia; Rodentia; Cricetidae. Gene Ontology annotation, cellular component: nuclear pore central transport channel. Bases 53 to 385 code for a protein of 110 amino acids. Gene Ontology annotation, biological process: protein import into nucleus. The transcript has a single exon.